AUGGCAAUUUUGCGGGAGAGGAGAGAGGAAAGGGUAAAGGCACCUGUCACAAUUAUUGGAGAUGUACACGGACAGCUAUAUGAUCUCCUCGAAAUGAUGAGCUUCAUUGGUCAUCCUCCAUCGAAACGAAUGCUCUUUCUCGGAGACUAUGUUGACAGAGGAGACUACAGUUUAGAAACAAUCACUCUACUGCUAGCUUUUAAGCUCAGAUUCCCAAAAGAAACAUAUAUGCUUCGCGGCAAUCACGAAACAAGAUGCGUCAAUAGGCAGUAUGGUUUUUACGAUGAAUGCAAAAGAAAGUUUCCUCGGCGAGGUGUUGAACUAUGGACAACUUUUCAACACGUUUUCAAUUGCUUACCCAUAGCUGCGGUUGUUGGCUCGCGAAUAUUUUGUGCUCACGGGGGUAUCUCUGAGGAUUUACUCUCCUUCAAACAGCUCGAAAGAGUUUAUCGUCCUACAGACAUUUGCGAUAUUGGGCUACUGUGCGAUUUGAUAUGGUCAGAUCCUUCAGCUACAACAACGUUAUACGAAGCUAGUCCCCGAGACACUUCUACUAUGUAA
Strongylus vulgaris is the source of this 561-nucleotide messenger RNA. Lineage: Eukaryota; Metazoa; Nematoda; Chromadorea; Rhabditida; Strongylidae. The record is from the annotation of a GenBank genome assembly.